AUGUUAACUCCGCACUGACAAAGAACAAGAGGAAAGAUAGGGGAGGGCCGUUCGACACACUCUUCUCGAGAUGCCUUCUUUUGCGGAGCGUCCGCGCUCCUCGCAAGAGGCUCUUCUCCGACUCGAAAAAGGCUCGGGCUCUCCAAUCAGUCAACUCAACGAGGCAGCUCAAAUCAUCGGACUGGAUCUGGCACUAUGCGCAAGUCAUCCGGAGAUUAAUAAAACCACCUACGUCCAAGCUCGCGCCGCUCCGAAGGAAGAAUGGGUUCUCCGAUGGUUAUUAAAGAAGUUGAAGGCGGGGAAGAACUAUCGUGUCGAGCCUGCGUCUUUUCUCCUGUUACGACAACUCAUUGAUCUUAUUCAGCCCAAGACAUUGGCGACAACACUCAAGGACCAGAGAUUCUUGGCGAUCCUCGACCACGCGAUUACCGACUUGGAGGAUGAUGUUUUUGCCGGUCUUGAAAAUGGAGUGACAGAGUUGGGCCACUCGGACUCAGAGUCCAGUAAGACUCUCAGCGAUACAUCGCCUCAAAGUGAUAAGAAAGGAACCAAACGAAAGAGAGCUGGCGACAGUGAACAAGAUGGAAUGGACGUUGACGAACAGCCGCAGACGCCUACGUCGUGCUUCUUGUCCUUCAUCCGUGCCUUGGAUUGCUUGUACAGCUUGGUGAUGCUCGCAAGUCGAACGCUUGAGAAUGAUGAUGAGGUAGCCAGUUCUCAUUUGAAGCAUGCGCUGAAAGGUGAGCCCGAAACGGUUGCUGUGACUUUAGGGAGAUCGUUCAGACUUGCAGCUGUGGCUUCCACGCAGUUUUCCAACGCGCGGAAGACGACAGAUCUGCAACACCUCCUAUAUGUGUUCCCAGCUAUCCUGGACCUAUGGGAUAUGCGAUCUAACCAUCGUGUGGACACGGACAGUGGAUCGAGCAAUGAAUCUUUUGCCAAGUAUUGCUUCCAAAGUGCUCUGAGGUUGCAGCACUCUGUGAGAUCCAUUCAGCUUGACACUGACGAAAGGACUCAAGUCCUGCAUGGGGUUGAGCGUUUGAUUGCGCUCCAUGUAGUCCUUCCCGCGCGGGCCGCCUUUUUUGAUAGAGGGGGAUCAGGCAUAGAUUAUUCGGCCAGCGAACCGGACUGGAGCGCUGUGAAGCCUGUUUCCGAUACCUUCAGACCCAUUCUUUGUGAACUCGAGCUCCCCAGUCAGAAUACCAGUGGUGACAUCGUCAAGAAGAAAACGUUAUGGAAGACGGCAGAACUUCUGCCCGAGUUCUUCGACAUUGCUUGUCGAUCGGUUCCCAGAGACACCUUCCGAAGACAAACACACGAUGCGCCUUGGUUGGAGACUCUGUUCGUUGCAAUUGCUGAGCUAGCAUUUUCUAUUGUGAAAGCUGAGAACACUACUACUUACCUUCCCGAAUUUGUCGGUGUCUUGGAGCGGCUCUUUCGCGUCGCCCUCGACCGGACCGUGCAGUUAUCUUUGCAUACUUUGCUCACUCAUGCUUCCUACACCGGCCUGCAUAGAGACGGACUGUCGCAGGUUGAGUGGAGCUUAACCGCCUUAUUGAUUGAGCUUGGGGCAGACAUAUUCUUGCCAAAUUCUGGACUUAGUAACUCAACUCAAUUGUUGGAUGCGUUACUUCAAAAAAUUAACCUACACUGGCGUAGCGGUGCGUCUCAGGCAGGUGGAAGUUAUGAGACUAUCAAAAACGGCAUCUUGAUUCCUUUGAUGCGCGCAUUCAUGAGUGCCAGAGAUUUGGCAACGUUCAUGCAGUUGUGGUAUGAGCAACUCAUUGAAGUAGAAGAGGCACGAUCUCAAGACAGUAGCUUGAGCCUUUUCACUGUCUGGGAAGAUGAUGAUGUGUGCAAUGUCUACGGUGAUCUGAUGCGCAGCCCCCUUACCCAUACAUAUGCUUCUGCGCAAAUGCAUGCAGCUGCAACUGAGAUUAGGGCCGAGGAUGGCAAGAUUUCCAAGUCCGCCGGGUCUUAUGCUCAGUUUGUCAUCCUGGAAGCUGGUUUUAGAAAUCGUGAUCUGAGUGCUACAGAUUCCCAUGAAGAUCUGGAUUCUAUUAUUAAGACGUUGAAGUCAACCUUGUCCUCGAAGCAACACCUAUAUUGGCGAUGGCGGUUAUGGAGGCUGACUCGCAGCCUUCUCGAGAACAAUGUGCACCCAACCGACAGCCCUCUUGCUGCUACAAUCAUGGGGUUAGUUGAAGCUGCGGCGAAGUCUAUCAAGCGCCAUCAGAAGGACCGGAUGCAGAAACUGUGUGCACCCCUGGAGUGCUUCGAAGCAUAUCGAUUUACUGUUACUGCCAUUAGUGUAUCUGCAAAGUCCAGCUAUACUGAUGAGUUCAACUUGCUCACUAAGGAUAUUGCGGAGUUUAUGGAAUCUAGCUCCGGAAAAUCAACACCCUCGUCCAAUAAUUCCCCAUGGAAUGGUCGGGUGGACACUCUCGAUUCAAUGUACCUCGUCUUGGCCUACUUUCUGACCCUUGUCAGGUGUCCGGACGUCUGGGGCGAGGUCAACUUUGAAAUCCGCCGCUCUCUCUUUCAAAAUAUGCUCUCACUAGCAACAUCUCAGUAUGACCCGUCAUCGACGCUCGAGACACCCCCAUCUGAGGCAAGGUUCUUACAGGCCUGGGCGAGUGUGGUCUGCCACGAAUACCUUCUUAAUGCUCCUGCCAUCGCCGUUGACCUGAUUACCGUCCUAUCGGAACGAGUCAAGGAGGACGCCUCAAAUCGGAGGCUUUAUGUUGAGAGUCUCCAGAGAAUCCCUACGGCGCUUAUUACACGCCGCCAGAGGGGACUUCUACUAGACCUCCUGCAGGCUGUUGUCAUACAGGAAAAUAGCACGGCUGAAAUCACCGUAGGAAUAUUGUCCCUGAUGGCGAAGCUGGCCGACAUGCCCAAGUCCACGGCAGCUUUGACCAGCGAUUGGGAACCAAUCUGGACAGUAGCUAAAGCUGUCAGCUUGCAGGGGACAGAAGUUGACCUGCAGAUCAUGAAAGCAUUCAGAAAUUUACAUCGAGCAGUCGUAUCUAAGCUUCUUGUUCUCUCCGAAGAGGAUUGUCGCCGACUGUUCAAGAAGAUGUACCGCAAAGUCUCGUCCAAGGCGUCUAAGUUACGAACUAUUGACCGUGAUUCCAUGGAUUGCUUUUUCUUGAGGAUCUCCUUAUCUCAGCUCUGGCUCCACCGCAAGCGACUGUCUGGUGUUGAUGAGACGGAAUUGGCUGCAUGCCGUCAAAAGGUUUUUGAUUUGGUUGUGAUGGAGGUCAAGUCCGUCAAAGAUCAAUGCAAGAAGCAGAAGUUAGAGGAGACCAUUACUUUGAUCAAGAUCCUGGAUGCAUUGGAGGACUUUGAGGACCUGGCGACGGAUCACGCUGAAGUUGAGAAGUUCUUGACCAAGAUCGAGAAUUAUGUUGAAAAAUCGGUGGACUCAGGGUCCUCACUGAGAAGGCUCAUCAGGCGUCGUGUCUUGGCUGGUAAAGGCACAGAGAAGAGUAUUACACUGCCUGUUAUAAGCUGCGUCGAGACACUGCCGCUCCAGCACAUGUAUGGCGAAGAGCAGCAGCUUUUUAUUCGAUCAACAACUGCCAGAUUUCAGUCGAUGACUGUGGACCAACUGACUCAGGUUAUCCAAGACAUCCGGGAACUUGGAUUUGAUGGAGAGAAUGCCGCCUAUCACCUCCUCGUUUCCGGCUUAGCUGUCGCCGCACUUGCCCCUGUCGAUGAUAAGGAAAGCAGCACGGCUAAAGAACUCUCUCUUCUGUGCACCGCUGUCACGGAUUCAGUUCGCCGUAGCAGAUCCAUCGAACAUUUCACUCUUGCUACCGAAUGUAUAGAUAUUCUUCUGCGUAGCCACACACGCUGCAUUACUCAGUGGAACAUCGACAGUCUUCUGGCAUGUGUUGCGGUGUGCGCUUCAAAGGCCGGUCCACUAAUUAGUCCGGAAUACUCUGCAUCAAUCUAUAUUCGACUAUGUCGGUUAAUGGGCGUACUCUUUGGUAUUCACCGCCAGAAACUCGGUGGUCGUUUCCAUCUGAUUCUGCCUGCCAUGCAGCGACUGCUUAACUGCUUGUUCGCUCGCAGUAAGAAGCGCACAAGGACUAUGCUGUCGGAGAAGAGAUCUGCGCAGCAACCAUUCUGGCUUGCACCCCUGCAGGCCGCCCACGCCGUGCACUUUACCCGUCUCCUCACAUCACUUUGCGACCCGACCGUUUCUGCGGUGUCGAGGCCCACCCAGACCGGGCUGAGCCACGAGGGCUUGACUGACCAGACCAAGAAAGCUAAGCGUAUCGCGGGUCAGUACCUCCAGUACCUCAUCAUGGAGUAUGCGGAGAGCUCCCUGCGCGGCUCACUGGCACCAGAAGUCAAAACUGCCAUCCUGCCGGGUCUCUACUCUGUCUUGGAUGUGAUGUCACGGGAUACCAUGCGGGCAUUGAAUGCUGGACUCGAUGUAUCCGGUCGUGCGAUCUUCAAGGGCCUCUAUGACGACUACGUGAAGUUCGGCAAGUGGAAUAAGGGAUGAUGGGGUUGUGUGGGUAAAAUUAGCGGCGUGAAUUAGACUGGACGGUUGCCUGGAGUUGAUGGUGGAGUCUAGUGUACGAAACAGACAUUGCCUACAUAUCACACUCGAUAAGUGUAUGCGAUGUCAUCAUUGAUAUGUUGUAUAUAGAUAGCGGCAUUGCCUACAAUUUAUCUGGUUCGAAACCAUAUUGAAGCCAACAUAUAGUACAUAUUGUCCUUGAGCCAUGUAUUCAUGAUUUGGUAUGCGAAUCGUUAUAGAAAUAGGACAAGGUGACUUCCC
Aspergillus pseudonomiae is the source of this 4798-nucleotide messenger RNA. RefSeq names its product ribosome biogenesis protein URB2. The record is from RefSeq and is a predicted model, not a curated record. NCBI's taxonomy places the organism in Eukaryota, Fungi, Ascomycota, Eurotiomycetes, Eurotiales, Aspergillaceae. Bases 71 to 4519 code for a protein of 1482 amino acids. Gene Ontology annotation, cellular component: nucleolus. The transcript is spliced from 3 exons. Gene Ontology annotation, biological process: ribosome biogenesis.